CACCAGCCCUUGACAGCUUAUCCUGCGCUUGUCGUCAUCCCUUAAUGCGCAACGUCUGUCCACACUCUCUUAACUUUCAUCUCUCAACGACCUGAACGAUCCGAACGACCUAUCCUUCUCGCAUAUUUCCUUACAUGAAAAUUUAACGCGCGCGUUUUGAAUUUGAGCCAAUUUCAUGUGUAGUAAUACGAAGAGAGCUUUUAGUCUUUUUGCCCGCUUCGUGAAUUGAAAGCCUCUUGCGCCAAGCGAGAAUCAACAUCAGCAUCAAUAUCAACAUCAACAUCAACAUCAAAGUGUCUUUCGCGCUUUGUCUCCUAUACCACAACUAACUUUAUCUAUCUCCUGGCGCAAGGCUGGGAAGGAGACAUGGUUGAGAGACUCUGGUGGACGAGACGAUUGCUUGAAUGCAACCCCUGAAUCCUUUCCUAGCCGCCUUCUUCAAGCCCGGCAGUCCCAUUGUCGCCCAGUGCAGUCCCGUACAUCAUCAUAUUCUCCUAGUUCCGACAACCGAAUUCUUCCUUACCUCCCGCGAAACCGAAAGCGGCCUAUCUCUGUCAGACAUUGUUGGGUCUGAAGAUUUUCUGGGAAGCCAUGUACUCCGUAUUCCCAGCCCGGCCACCGCUGCGGGAGGGAAGGACUCUGUCGGAAACUUGCGUGAGCAGAGGGGCAAGGCGAAACAAUACUCGACUUUGAAUGGGCGAAGCGUUGUUAUCAAAGAUGCUUUUAUCUAUAGUAAUAAGGGGUUCAAAACGCUCGCCCAAGCUCAGCUGCUGAAUGAUACCCUCUGGUAUGCCGACAGCAUCGAGCCGCGACAAUGGUUAAUAUAUUAUAUCUCGCGGCCUCUUGUAGGCGUCUGGGUUGAUAAAGAAGUGCCCCGCGCUAUUUUUUACGAAGGCAUGGCCAAAGUCAAGCUUGCGGAAGCUAAGCGAACUGCUGCCGUCGAGAGUGGCGAGCCGAGUACUCCACGAAAGAAGGAUAUAAAGAGCUUUCACGAUCUUCUCAACAAUUUUCCCAUGAUUGCAAGGCAGAUGCACUCCGGCCUAGAAAAGCUCUUUCGAGAGUUUACGACAGUCUUUGAGAGGCCGUUACCCCCUCCGCCAUCUGCACUACACAUUCCCGAUCCCGUCCCUGAUGGCCCUAUCGCGACAGCUAUGAAGCAGGUGCGCUCUAAUAGCCUUUCUGCACGAAGAGCUAGCAUAAACGACGAUGACAGUGCCCGAAUAACUGAUAGUUUCUAUACUGAAGAUGACGAGGACGCUAUGAGAGCCUCGCUUGAGACGGCAGUCACAAGUGCUAUCGAUCUGUUUCAAAGUGUUGACAAGCAGCAACUUUCUAUGCUUGGUGCAACAACCGAUCUUACUGGGCCUGUGGUCGAACGUUUAAUAGAACGGUACGUGGCCGAGAACGCCCAUAAUCUCAUAUGGCCUCGGCUUGCUGCGAUGCGACGACCGGAGGACCUCGAGCUCGAGGCGAAGAUCCGACAAAUGGAAUUCAUUGAUAUCUCACAACUAGGCAUUUUCAUUGAAGGCGGCCCAAGGGCGAAACAUGCGCUUACCGUUAGACUUGGUCACGCCGUCGAAGAAUUUCGCAGGAUGAACUUGGCAAUGUGCCCACAGGAGAUGAUGGAAAUCUUGCUAUCAACAAUCAAAGCUGCCACACAAUUGACCGAGCAGCCUAAGCAAAGUUCCGACUCCACUACGGUAGAAAAGGCGUCCCUCACUGUCAACGCUGAUACGCUGGUGUCGCUGCUCCUCUUUAUUGUUAUCCGGGCUGGUGUAAAGCACCUCCAAGCCAGGUUACUCUACAUAAAGCAUUUCGUGUUUAUUGACGAUGUAGACAGCGGCGAGUUAGGUUAUGCCCUGAGCACAUUCGAAGCGGUACUUUCAUAUCUCUCCAUGGACUCAAGUAGCCUGCGAAGAGCAAGUCGUCGAAACAAAAGUCUCUGGGAUGCGGCUGCAAAAGGUAAUAUGUCUGAGCUCAAAAAGAUGAUGGAACCAGAUCCAGAUGCUAUUGAUUUUGACUUUGGCGAAGAACCCGUAGCAUCUCCGGUUUCGACUCGCUCGCCGUCAAUCAGCUGGAGCAUGGCCAACGGCUCCUCCAGGAGGUCUUCAACAGCAUUUACACCGUCAGACUCAUAUUCCCGAGGAUCAGGGCUGAGUCAUGUAUUCCCAUUUCAGAGUCAGUUGAGAGAAGAUCCCCCAGUGGUUCCGAUUAAGAAAGUUAAGAGAGUUGCUUUGGACACCAGGAGUAUGUCAAGCAGCUCCGAGUUUUCGUAUCAUUCUAGGGCAGGUAGCAUUGCUACUUUUGGAAGUGGCCUCGAAGGCGAUACGUCAAUUGAAAGGCUCUGCCAAACCGAAGACUCUCGUGGGGAGUCUAUCCUGAUGAUGGCGAUUCAAAACGGGCAGCCUGAAGUGCUUAAAUACCUACUUUCGCUCGAAGAUUAUUUCCCAGCUCGUAUCGUUUUGGACGACUGCAAUAACGAAGGCACUAGUCUGCUGAGUGCUGCCGUUCAGCUAGGUCACGCCGAGUUAAUUGAUUUUAUUUUGGGCUUUGUGGUAGCUUCAGCGUCAGAGCCGGAGAUUCGAAAUUACUUAUCCUUGCAGGACGUCAGGGGGCGAAGCGUCGCACAUUACCUAUUCCACGCGCCGUCUUUAAUCGGUCGCAUCGGCGAGCUACUCCCUUGGCGGCAAAAAGAUAGAAAUGGACAAACACCAUUGUUCGCGCUCUGUCGGUCCUAUGACCAUCAGAAUUACCACGAUAUGGUCGAGGCCGGUAUCGAAGCUGCAACACUUGCACAGGGCGACGGCCAGGCACUUCAUCUAGACGAUCAUGUUGACUUGAAGGGGAAUACCCUUUUGCAUAUCAUCAAUGACCCCCAAUUAGCAGUGAAAAUCCUUGUACAGUGUGACGUUGAUGUCAAUGCCACAAAUGAUAGGAAAUUCACUCCGCUGAUGGUAGCUAGUAAGUACGGUCGGUUUGAGAUGGUUAGGGUCAUGUACUCGGACCCGAGGGUAGAUGUAGCCGCGAAGGAACUGCGUGGGCUUACUGCAGUUGAAUUGGCAAAAGAUGACGACAUUCGAAAUAGAAUCGACGAUUUGACACUAUUUACGAUGCCGCCUGCUGAGGACGGCCGUAUCACUGGUGUUGUCAGAUCUUUCUUCGUGGAAGACGCUACCAUUCGGUUAGUCCUCAAAUCAGGAGCCCCCGCAGAUAGCGAAAGCUAUACGGUCACCACAUGUCGUCGCUCUUUUGCAGACUUUGAACGUUUAGCACACCUACUUUCUAUCGAGAACCCUGCAUCGUGGAUCCCAAAAGUCACGAGCCAACGAUCACCAUUUCAGAUCCCAUCGAAACCUUCGAGAGCCGUCUUGAAGGACAUGCAAGUUCGAGCCGACUCAUUCCUUAAGAUCCUCCUGGCCCAUCCUACCUUCGCGACACACGAGAUGCUCUGGGAAUUCUUUUUAGUGCCCGAUCUACAACCGGACAUGAUAGAACAGCGGAGCAAGCUCAAAGCUGAGACAAGAGCUGAGAAGGUGCGAGACGAGCUGGAACCUCUUCAAGAUAUUCGCGAAGUAGAACAGUUUGUGGAACACGCCCGAGAUAUGGUUCGCAGCGUUAAUUACUCGACUAAGAGCGUUGCGCGGCGGACUAAUGCUAUUGGCGUCGUUACGAAUGAUUUCUAUGAUGCAGCGAAUUUGGUUUCGCGAGAGGUUAGGAACCUGGCAUUUUUACCGCAAAGCCAUAUUUCUGCCUUCGAAGCUUACGUCCAAGCUCUUAUCCCCCCUCAAUCUAAUCCAUCGUAUAUAUUUCACAACUCUUUUUCAGCUCUCCAAUCUACUAUUCAAGCUAUGCUGUCGUCGUUAUCCCGGCCACUACAACUCGUAACCCAAAUAGUAUCCUCUCGCAAGGCAAUCGAACGCAAUUAUAAUUAUGUUUCGCGUUCGACGAGAUGGCCAUUAGGGCUGCUUGACGAAACCCGCCAACGUCUGAACGAAGAAAGAGAAGAAAAAGCAAGGCAGGCCCAAACGGAGGUAGAUAUUCUAAGUAAGGAGCUCCGGUAUACGCAACAAACCGUAGCAAGCGAGCUAGCGGGGUGGGAAGAUAUGCAUGAGCGUAUGGGCCGCAGGGCUAUAAAGGAGUUUGCUAGAGGAAUGCUCAUCCUCGAGCGCGAGCGACUACAUGGUCUACGUAGGGCGCAAAGGAAACUGCAAGAUUUAGGUUCGACUUUUAACGAUCGGUCUCAUGGGUCGGGAAUUAAUCUCAAUAAUGCCGCAGCAAUGGAAAACGGCGUUGGCGUUGGCGUUGGCGAUGGCGAAGGCGAUGAUACCGUAGGUAACGAAUCUAGUACAAUGGGCGUGGCGUUCGCGGAUAGAGUAGACUAGGUAUUUGGCAACGAUCAUGAAGCUUUUGACCCGGGACGUCCCGGAUGGGUGGACUUUGAAUAGCAAAUCAAGCAACCAAGCAAGCACUUAAUGCAGUUAUCAUAGCCACGUUGGCCAUGCAUGCAUGCCAUUCGGAUACUCUUCUACCCGUGCGCAUACAUACUCCUAGUUAACUCUGAUACCGGUUCAGCAGUGGUGUGGUGCCCGAUGGGAUAGUAAACUGACAGACAGGACAAAGAAGGGAGGCAGCCCAUGGAAAUUAUAUAUACCGACCUAACUAAUAUAUACAGCUUACGACGACAUCAGACGUCCAUUUAAGUUACCUGAAGGCGGCCGUGCUACUUGAAACGGACCAGGCCACCGAGGAAGCCAGCGAGCGCUUCGCCUUGGCGGCCGAGGCGGCACAUCCCAUCUUAUAUAUAUACGAAUGUGCUUAUAAGGCACGGGGCCUAAGGCCUAGUUACCUAGAGAAGAAGAAUCAGGAAAGGUCUAGAGCCGCGGCCGCAGAACGGUCAGCCGCGCAAACGAAACAAAGUUUAGCAUUGCCGUAUACUACAGUACCUUAUAUAUGUGUUGAUAUAGUCAUACAAGGUAUGUAUACCUAACUUAACCUAACCUAACCUAACCGUAGGUAAGGAGCUGUAGUGCCGAAUUACCUGAUUAGUCAAUUAAUCGGAAG
Daldinia caldariorum is the source of this 5061-nucleotide messenger RNA. RefSeq lists its product as uncharacterized. The annotation marks the transcript as partial. The transcript has 3 exons. The record is from RefSeq and is a predicted model, not a curated record. Gene Ontology annotation, cellular component: transport vesicle; plasma membrane; tubular endosome. Lineage: Eukaryota; Fungi; Ascomycota; Sordariomycetes; Xylariales; Hypoxylaceae. Gene Ontology annotation, biological process: early endosome to late endosome transport. Gene Ontology annotation, molecular function: phosphatidylinositol binding; guanyl-nucleotide exchange factor activity; SNARE binding.